AACUAAGGCUACAAAAACAAAUUUGAUGAACGGCGACUUGUAAUAUAGCCUAAUUACUUGAACUCAACUCUACCAAAUUUGUUUGCAUACGACUCUGAGAAAUGCUGGUAGUAAUAAUUAAUUAAUUAAAUGGAAAUUUUUGUUCAUUAAAUUUGAUAUUAAAAACAUGAAGAUAGAUAGAACGCGCGUACAGAUUUUUGAGCAUACAAUUUCUGUCAAACAAGUACAGUGUAAUUCUAUUCUUGUGGCCUAAAUUAUCAUUACGGUCUAGAAAUUUUUCCGGGGUGAAACGAUUCUGUCUGCAACAGAUGUUCGCGCCUCCGAGGCGAGCUCGUUCGCUAACAUAAUUACAUUACAACAAAUUGUAGCAAGUCUUCACUACACUGCGUCAUGUUGGGAGACGAUUCAGACGAAGGCAACGCGAAGAGUUGCCAAGUUGUCGUUCUAGUCGAAAGCUACGCCGUGAUGAGCCUCGAGUAUCCUCGCCUUCUCGACAACUACGUCAAACCGGCCGUAAGAGCGCUCAGUGAAAGUCGUGAAGACGGAAAUCAUGGAAAUCGGGUGUAUAGCAAACGUACAUUCACUCUCGUGGCAGUCAAUCCAGUCUCUUUCCGGCUGAAGCCCGUCACCACGAUUCUUGUUCACACUAUGGAUGUAGAGCAGUUCGACAAGGCGCUCACGUCUGUUCAUUUCAGUGGAGGCGGAGUCGAGUGUUCUUGUCAUUGGGCGGAAGGACUAGCAGCUGCUAUGGAGAUUUUUGAUGAACUUGAGAAAGAUGAUCUGAUGAAGGAAACGAGUGUGACUAGACAUUGCUUGCUGGUCGCAUGCAAUCCCCCUUACAUAACAGCAGUCACACAAAAUGAUUCGUAUUCCGGGUAUACUGUCAUGCAGCUGGCCAAGAUGUUGGGAGAAAAAUCCAUCAGACUGUCUUUAAUAUCAGCUAGAAAGCAUCAUGGUCUCAUAGAGUUGCAUUCAGAGGCUUGUGGGGCGCAUCCUAAUGAAUUACCUCAAGCUGUGUCUGUAUCAUUCGCCGACCUUGUGCUUUUACAAGGUUUUCAACUGCCAGUGCCCAAAAAGAUGGAAGCACCCAAAGUUUCGCUCGAGAAACAGUUUGCUUCCACUGUGGCUCCUCCUUUAGAUGUUAAAUGUGAAUUCAUCAGUACUGCAGCCGUCGAAUGUGAAAGCAUCCAGAGUCGGGCUAAUCCUGGCUUACAAACACAGGGGGCAAUGCGGUCGAGUGUAUCGUUGUCUGCAAUUGCGGCUGCAAAGACUGACGUUGUAGCAUCACAUCAGGCAACACAAACUCGACCUAACCAAGUUGUACCUCCCGCCUUUAGCAUCAACUCAUCCAUGAAACCACAGUUGGUGUCUAGUGCCUCAUCUGUUACUGGAUCAGCAAUGUCCAUGCUGUCUUUCACUCAGUCUGCUGUUCCUCGCUCUGUUGUAUCACAACCGGCAACUCAAAGCGUUUCGUUUUCUGUUAGUAAUCCGGCUGCUACACACAAGCCUGGUCUUACAAACCCGUCAAGAUCUCUCAUACAAUCUGCACAAUAUCCAGCAUCUGUUUCCGAUAAUUCGAAUUUGUUGAUUCGAACGAUGCCUCAGAAUCGACCCGUUGUGCCUACGACGUCCGUCAUGUCUCAACCAAUGCAGCAAGUGCAGAGGCAAGUUGCAUGGUCUGGAGCACUGGAAUGGCACGACACGAGUGUUGCUGGCGCACGAACAGUACGUACUCUGCUCACAUCUGUGUUAGCUUCACCCGGUGAUAAUAUACGAACUACUGGAUGGCCGAAAAAGCUCUCGAUGAUGCUUAUGCAUGUAAAGAUACUUGCAAAUGUCUUGCCACUGAUGAAAGCUCACAAGGCCAUCUAUUUCAAACCGCAGCUAACGCCCGACUCGACUCCGUUUCGAGUACUCUAUCAUGCUCUCACUCAUGCCAUGAUCGGCUUGAUCAAUGUACAGUCUCCGGUGUCUGGAGUGUAUCUUGUUGUUUUAUUGUGGAACAGCCAGAAACGAGCACUGAUGGGAAUUAUUCCAAAUGAUCAGACCAAUGUGAUGAUGAAAAUCAAGGCAGCAGUUCUUCAACAAGCGAGACCUCCACAGUCCCAAGAACCGACUGUUAGAACCAUGACCUCGUCGUCAACUUCACAAGUCCGUUUACCCGAGACUCAAACUUCCCGGUCAACUAUGCCCAUGACCAGAGUGCCUCCUUCAUUGGCAAUGCUGGCGCCACAACCACAACACAUACCGUCUCAGAGGUCAGUUGCUCCCACACAGUCAGCUAUUCCUUUAUAUCUAAAAGGUGUGAGACUUCCUGCACAAUCUCAGGUGAGGGAUCACCAUCGAUUAGUACAACAACACCAACAACAACAACAACAGCAGCAACAGCAGCAGCAGCAGCUGCGUCACCAUUUGCAGCCACAACUGAUGCAGCCUUGCAUUCAGCAACAUCAGCACUCCACCGUCCCUCUGCAACAGCAGCCACAAGUAAGCCGUCAGCUCACUGCGUCCAACCCUACCACACCUUACCACAGAUGGCAACAGCCGCCGUCUAGAGCGAAGCUGUGUGCCGGGGCAAUGUAUCAACCCCAAAUGCAGCCAGAGGUCGAUAUCGAUUCUCUGCUGCAACAACCGCUGCAGCAACAGCAACAGCUACAGCUAUCGGCAGGUGCAAUGUAUCAAACCCAAAUGCAGACAGAUAUCGAUAUCGACUCUCUGCUGAGUAGCGUCUAGUACACAAUGGAUUCCUAUACACUUAAUACACUUCAUGGGCCGAGUGUUCCUGAAAUUCAUAGACAAUGCUAUGUGUUGUCAGUCUGCUUGUACAUAGGACGUGCAAAUUUAGUGCUAAUUGAAUUGUGUGGAUUCGUCUUUGACAAUUUGGUAUGUUUAAUUAAAACAUGAUUGUUUGAUUA
Messenger RNA from Corticium candelabrum, 2915 nucleotides. RefSeq names its product mediator of RNA polymerase II transcription subunit 25-like. The transcript is spliced from 16 exons. Gene Ontology annotation, cellular component: mediator complex; transcription regulator complex. The coding region runs from base 391 to 2733 and encodes 780 amino acids. The record is from RefSeq and is a predicted model, not a curated record. Lineage: Eukaryota; Metazoa; Porifera; Homoscleromorpha; Homosclerophorida; Plakinidae. Gene Ontology annotation, biological process: positive regulation of transcription by RNA polymerase II.